Molecule: messenger RNA, 11928 nt
Organism: Larimichthys crocea (large yellow croaker)
Lineage: Eukaryota; Metazoa; Chordata; Actinopteri; Sciaenidae
Gene: tnrc6c1
Product: trinucleotide repeat containing adaptor 6C1
Exons: 21
Coding region: 29-5947 (1972 amino acids)
Biological process (GO): positive regulation of nuclear-transcribed mRNA poly(A) tail shortening; miRNA-mediated post-transcriptional gene silencing
Cellular component (GO): P-body; nucleoplasm
Molecular function (GO): protein binding; RNA binding
Source: RefSeq, a predicted model, not a curated record
GGAGUGAUGGAGAGGGGCUGCAGUUGUCAUGGAAACGCCGAGGGGGCUGGAGGAGGAGGAGGGAGGAGCAUUAGGAAGUGGGACCAGUGUUUUGUUAUUGAAGGUCACGUGGCACGGCGAGGCCCCUCCCCCCUCCGUUACCACCGAUUCAACCGUCUCGAGCUGCUGCUCCGGUCAGUUACUACAAAAUGGCUGCAGAGGCUCCGCCGCCGCCGACGAGAUCCUCCUGAUCGCUCCAUGCUGUGAGAAGAAGCAAAAAACACGAGAAGAGAACCAUUUGAUGGAAGAUAAGAAAAAGAAAAAGCAAGAAGAAAAGAAAAAGAAAGACGCUGCUCAGAAAAAGGCCACAGAACAGAUAACCAAAGUGCCAGACUCUGCCAAGCUCGACCCCACCCCUCCUCUUCCCCCCGUCAACCCCAGUGCCGUUCCGUCUGUACCCCCGAGCAGUGGCAAUGGCAAGCGCGCCCCCUCCGGAGGUCAGCCGCAGACAGCACAGCAGCCCCAGACUCUGCUCCAGCAGCGCUACCCGCCCAGAGAGGUGCCCCCACGCUUCCGUCAGCAGGAGCACAAGCAGCUGUUGAAGAGGGGCCAGCCUCUACCCUCGGGGACCCUGCCUCUCACCACGGGACGUCCUGCCACUACUGAACCUGCAGUAGCCAUACACUCCUCUCCCUCCUGCUCCUCUUCCUCUACAGCCAGCCUGCCUACAGAACUGCCCCCACAGAGCGGCCAGGGAGCCCAGUAUGAUAAUCCCCUCUGGGGACACCUGCCAGCCAACAGGAGUGCCACAAGUGCUGCAUCUUCCACCAAUCUCAGUGGCUGGGAUCAACUGAUCAUUGACCAGAAGGACACAGAGGCUUGGCCUUCUAUUACUCUCAGCCAGAGCCAGGCCCCUCCAGGAGGAUGCCCUUUGGACACUGACCCUGGUCGUCUGACCAGCAGCAGCAGCAGCAGCAGCAACAGCAGUAGUACUAGUAGUAGUUGCAGUACAGUGAUUAUGGCCACAGGGGCCAAUAGCCAGACAGGCCACUUCCCUGCCAACCACCUUAGCAGUAAGGCCAACAGUGGGCCCAGCCCUGCCAAUCAUACUGGAACCAGCAUGCUCUCUAGCCAGGUUGCAGCCAAUCGCAGCUGGGGCUCUGGGCCUGGACCUUCCCAUUGCCCCCCUCAGUCCUCAGUGGGGAGUGAAGGGAAGAGUGAUGGCCCAGUUGGAGGAGGAGGUAGCAGGGGCUGGGGCAGUACUUCAUCAUCCUCCACCAACAACUUUAACUUGAACCUAAACCCUAAUGCCAACCCUUCUGCCUGGCCUAUGUUGGGGCAUGAUGGGGGUGGCACAGGGGCAGGCAGCUCAGGGGGAGCCAACACCAUUUCACCUCCUCAACCUACACCCAACCUCUGUAAUCCACCUGCCCCCCCACCAGCCCAGACCAGCACCUGUACCGGAGCCAACACUAACAGCAACUCCUCGGGGAUUGGCAGCGCCUGGGGUAGCAUAAUGGCCUCUGACACAUCAGAGCCACACCCCUCCCCGUCCACGAAUGUGUCUUUCAGUUCAGAACCUCAGAACCUUAAAACUGAUGGACCAAAUCACACUAAUAAGCAGGAACCCCCCAGCCCCAUCCGCAACUUGCCUGGCUGGGGUAGUGCACCUGUAGGCUUGGGUUCCAUGGCCCAACCCCCACCAGGGGGACCACAGGUUAAUGGAGAAGAUGGUAGCUCAGUAUGGGGUAACAAGGGUGACUCAAAGACAUCUUCAUCCAAGGAGGCACCUGGCUGGGACUCUGGCUGGGGCCAUGGUGGAAGUGGAGCAGGAAACUCGGGAGGCUGGGGUGACCAGUCUGCUGGAGGCUGGGGGAAGCAGCACACUGAAGAGACCCAGGGAGGCUGGGAUGCCCCCAGCUCUCCUCCCCAGGAUCCACAGGCUAGUCCUUGGAGCCGAGCUGUGAGCACAGCUGCCGCAAGUGAAGGGAGCAGUGACAGCAUGGAAGGACAUCCCCGGCACAGAGACCACUCAUCUCGAGAUAAUCCAGCUCCUCUGCUGCCUGCCCAGGAUCUGGACCCCAGAGUGUUGUGUAACACUGGUUGGGGACAGACCCCCGUUCGCCAGCACACCUCCUGGGAUAUGAACGAUACUAAACGCAAGAAUGAUGGAGGCACUGAAUCAUGGGGCUCUGGCCCAACCACUCCAAGUGAUGCCCAGGGGCCUUCCAACACUAAUAUGGGCCCAUCUCAGAGGACUGACCCUGGGGGCAAAAAUGAUGUGCCUGGUUCUCAGGGACCCUCAGGUUGGGGUGGAAGCAUAGCUGCUACCAACCAGCCUAGCCCUGGUUGGGGAGAGCCACCCAGCAACAGUAAACCCACAGGUGGCUCUGGUGGCUGGGGGAACACUUCAGCAGGAGGCCCCACCACCAAUAUACCCAAGAAUGGAAGUCAGUCCUGGGGAGAGGAGAAGCCAACUGGGUGGGAUGAUUCUCACAUCAAGUCAACAUCCCAAGGCUGGGGAGAGCAACCCAAAGCAUCCCACAACUGGGGCAAUAGUGGAGGGAGCAAUAAUGCAGGGGACUGGAGAGAACCAGAAGAAAACAAAAAGAGUCCCGCCAACCCUGGGUGGGAGGGAGAAUCAGGAGGCUGGAAGGAAAAACCACGAGGCUGGGGAAUGCCUUCUUCAGGACCUGGGAUAUCUGGAGCUGGAGGAAAUGGGGGAUGGGGAGAGCCUGUUUGCCAGCGUCCUAGUGGCCCUCCCCAAGGUUGGGGAGGCAAGCCUCAGGAUGGGCCUAGUAAUAAUAAUAAUAAUAGUAGUAGUGGAGGUGGAGGUGGAGGUGGAAGCAUGGGCUCUUGGGGUGGCUCAGGCACAGCAAAGCAGGGUGGAAGCUGGAGUGGCAGUAAGCAGGAGUCCACUGCUGAGCCUACAGGCUGGGAAGAACCAUCCCCACCUUCAAUCCGACGUAAAAUGGAGAUAGAUGAUGGGACCUCAGCUUGGGGUGACCCUGGUACCUACAACAAGGCAGUCAACCUGUGGGACAGGAACAAUCCAGGAAUGUCCCAGGCUAAAGUUACCACUGGAGGCAAUAACCCCCCAGGCCCAAACAACAACCACCCCCCCUCUCACAAUCACUCCUAUCAUGGGCCCCCUGCACCUUUACAGAACCACACCCAAAACACCCCAAACCCAGGGCCCACCAGUGGGCCCAUGGAUCCUGUUGUUGUCCAACACCAGUCCGGGCCAUCUCACAACAGGGGUCCCCCCCUGAUAGCUCAAGGUUGGGGAGAGAUACCUAGUUCCCACACAAAAUCAGAGAGCACUUGGGGGGAACCUGCACCCGCACCGGUCAGUGUGGACAAUGGGACGUCUGCCUGGGGCAAACCUACCGGGAGCUGUGGAGGCUGGGCAGAUGGCAACCCAGACGGCUAUGGCAGGGGCAACCCAGCAAUGACAUCUGCAUCUUGCAAACCUGCCCCUAAACCUAUGCAAGACGGAUGGGGAGGUGGAGGUGAAGAGCUGAACUUGUCGGGAGGUCAAUGGGAUGCUGAAGAGGGAGACAUGUGGAACAGCACUGCCUCCCAGGAGAGCAACUCCUCCUGUAACUCUUGGGGCAAUGCAUCUAAAAAGGUCCCACAGAAGGGGAAGAUCCCAGGGAAGCAAGAGGAUGCCUGGAUCAUGAAUCGUCUCAUCAAACAGCUGACAGACAUGGGCUUCCCUAGGGAUCCAGCAGAGGAGGCUCUGAAGAGCAACAACAUGAACCUGGAUCAGGCCAUGAGUGCCCUGCUGGAGAAGAAGACUGAGCUGGACAAGCGGGGAAUGGGGAUAACCGGCCACGACUACAACAACGGACUCAUCAACAAGCCCAUGAGCUGCCCUCGGCCUCCGCUUCUUUCCAAAGACCCCUCGGCAGACCCCCGCUUGCCCUUCAUGGACAAGCAGAUGCAGAGUGGAAUGUUUGGCGGUGGUGGAGCAGCACAAGCCCGGGCCAUGCAGCAGCCGCAGCCGCCUCCUCAGCCGCCAGUGCCGCCUCUCAGUUCCUCUCAGCCUAGUCUACGUGCUCAAGUGCCUCAGUUUCUCUCCCCUCAGGUUCAAGCACAGCUCUUACAGUUUGCAGCAAAAAACAUUGGUCUGAAUCCUGCACUUUUAACCUCACCAAUAAACCCUCAACAUAUGACCCUUCUGAAUCAACUUUACCAGCUGCAACUGGCAUACCAGCGUUUACAAAUUCAGCAGCAGAUGUUGCAGGCGCAGCGCGCCUCUGGCCCCAUUCGACAACAAGAGCAGCAAGUUGCACGUACAAUCAAUAACAUGCAGCAGCAGAUCCAACAGCACCAGCGUCAGCUGGCCCAGGCUCUGCUGAUGAAGCAGCAGCAACAGCAGCCACCCCCCUCCCACUCGGGCCUGCAUCCUGGUGGGGCCAAAUCCACCCUGGAUUCAUUUCCAGGUCACCCCCAGGCUCCAGGCCUCCCUGACCUGCAGACCAAAGAGCCACAGUCAUCUCCCAACAACUACAGCCCCUACUCUCUUUCUGGACUGAAUCCAAACAUGAAUGUAAACUGCAUGGAGGUGGGAAGUCUAUCUAUGAAGGAACCACCCCAGCCUCAAUCGCGCCUGUCGCAGUGGACGCAUCCCCACUCCAUCGAAAGCCUCUCUGGAAACUCCUCUCCUCUAGAACCCAACUUGGGCAAGCAUGGUGCCAACCUGGGUCCACCUGGUAAGCCUCAUCAGCUGGAGGACUCUUACAGCCCCUACAAUCUGAUGUCCAGCUCAGAGUCUCCCACCAGCCCCCUGGUCCCUCCUGACAGCUGGGGGCAGGGCAAGAGCAGCAGUGACAAGAUGGCCAAUGGGACCAAUAUCAACUGGCCACCAGAGUUCUGCCCCGGUGUGCCCUGGAAAGGCCUUCAGAAUAUCGACCCCGAGACCGACCCCAACGUGACCCCCGGCAGCGUCCCCAGCGGGCCCACUAUCAACACCAACAUCCAAGAUGUCAACCGCUAUCUGCUGCGGGACAGGAGUGGAGGCUCCUCUCCCACUUCAUCUCAGAACGAGGCUCUGCCUCCCUCCACUGAUUGGCCAGUCAGUGGCUACACUAGCUCGUUCAGUCUGUCGUCCCCGGAGACGGACGAUUCAGGUAAACUGUCAGAGAUGAAAUCUACUUGGUCUCCAGGCCCCAUUUCUCACAGCCAGGCCUCUCUGUCCCAUGAGCUGUGGAAGGUUCCCCAAGGCCCACGGAGCAGCAACGCGGCCCCUUCCCGCCCUCCACCUGGCCUCACCAACACCAAGCCUUCCUCAACCUGGGGAGGCAACUCCCUGGGUCUGGCCCAAGGCUGGAGCAGCUCUUAUACCACAGCAGGUACCACAUGGAGUACAGACAGCUCCACUAGGACCAGUCAGUGGCUGGUUCUGAGGAACCUUACUCCACAGAUUGACGGUUCGACUCUGCGUACACUGUGCAUGCAGCACGGCCCCCUCAUCACAUUCCACCUCAACCUGACACAGGGCAACGCUGUGGUGCGUUACAGCUCCAAGGAUGAAGCCGCCAAGGCUCAGAAGUCCCUGCACAUGUGCGUGCUCGGUAACACCACCAUCCUGGCAGAGUUUGCUGGGGAAGAGGAAGUGAACCGCUUCUUUGCACAGGGCCAGUUGCUUGGUGGAACAACCAGCUGGCAGGCGACUCCAGCCACCAAUCAGACAAGGAUGGGUGGGACCGGGUCUGGAGCCUCCCAUCCAAUCGGUCACUCACCCCACUGGAACAACAACAACAACGGCGGCGGCAGCAGCAGCAGUAGCAGUGGCCUGGGAACAGGCGGAGCAAAGACGGGCGGAGAGUUGCUGUGGGGUGGAGUGCAGCAGUAUUCCAGCCUGUGGGGACCCCCAAGUGGAGAGGAGGGACGGGUCAUGGGGAGUCCCACCCAAAUCAAUACGCUGUUGCCUGGCGACCUGCUGAGUGGGGAGUCCAUGUAGGACGGAAAACGCCCCGGCUUGACAAACACCAACAGGAGCAAAAACCUUGCAAAUCAUUGUGGAGAUAAUCAGUGUGGGUGUGACGGUGAAAAGGAGAGACAAGAGGAGGACGAGGCUACAUCCUCGCUGCUCACCCUCGCCAACCUCCUCCGCUCCUUUUUUUUUUUUUUUUUUUUAAACGACAUUUCAGUUGCAGUUCUUUUGUGAAUCUCAUUCGAGGUUUUGGUCACAGUGUUCAGCUCUUACUUUUGAAGACACAGGAAGUCUUUCAUUCAACAAAGAAAGAGAACUUUUUACACAAAAUGAACUUUUGAGAACUCGCCGUGUGAAACAUGUACUUUAGUCAAACUGACACAAUGACGAGCUGCCAUCUUUAAACUUGCGUAAUCCCUCUCUGCCUUUUGAGGCAAUCAUACUGCACCUCAGAGAUCCAUUAAGAAAGGCGUCAUUCCCAAAGUAAAAACCCUUCAAUCAGAGUGGUUGUCGAACUUUCAGCUGGUCCAGACUCAACAUUUGUUUCUCUCAGCACUAAUAUUAGCCUUAACCUCUUUCCUGCCCUGCUAUCCUCACUCACUGUACUUGGUGAAGAAGCAUACGGACACUUGCACACCCUUAUUUCUGAGCCAGUGAAACCUGAGUGGAGAGUACAUGCUGCUGCGGCUUGACAUAAACAACCACAGCUCACAACUUCAGUGCAUUUUUGCAAGCAGAUUGAGUUCCCCACACAACGCUCAAAGGGAAUGAUGCAACUCUGUUCGCCGUGUUCAAGCCAUUUAUUUUUGUAGUGGUUUUGUUUUUUUUUUGUUUUUCUUCUUAAACCAUUGCAAAGCUAAGAACUGAUAUUAUUCAAACGUGUCUGUCAAUCUUACCUGGUGGGGGGGGAGAGUUUUGGGGGUUAUGUACAGUUGUAGACGUGAUGGAUGACAAAAUGAACCACUGCUAUUACUAUGGAACUGUAAAGACAAAAAAAACUUCAAUGCACCUCAACUCGUCUGCGGGGGAACUCGCAGUUUGGUCUCAGUCCCGGACCCUCUCACUGAUGUUGUGGAAAACCUCAAGUCGUAAAUGUUUCCCACCGGUUUGUAGUCAAACGACCCCCCACCCCAGCUCCGCCUGCAAAAACACCAUUUCAAAGUGACGUGCAAUAUAAGCCACAGACUCUACCGUCCAAGCACCCUACCACGACCUCUCGCAGAAAGAGAGGAGACUAUAAGGAAUGAUUGAACUGCAAAAGCUCUAUCUGCCCUGCACCCCACUCCCCCUACCCUAAAACUGCCACUACUACCCUUUCAUCUCCCCCAUCCCCAAGAGUGUGUGAGCUCAGGAGAGUAGCAAGCUGGUCUUCAACCACCUUCUGUCCAAGAUACAAGGACAUACACACAAAGCACUUACUCAACCAGCCUACUCUCCACACUUAAGCCAGUGACUAGUUUUUGGGGGAGAAGGAGGGACAGGUGUGUUUGCGUGUGUGUGUGUGUGUAUGUUUCAGUGUGUGUGUGUGUGUGUGUGUGUGCGCUUGAGGAGAAGGCAUCAAACCAAAAUGAGAGGAGCCUGUUUUCCUUUUUACCCAGAAGACCAGAUGACCUUUUUUUUUUUCUUUCUUUCUUUUUGCCCAAAUUUGCGUAGGUUAAAAAAAAAAAAAAAAAAAAAAAAAGAAGUAUGAAGCAAAGAUUUGUGAAUAGGUGGUCUAUCAUAGCACUUAGCAAGAGCGUCGCAGCUCGUCAUACCCUUAAUGCCAACGAAUAGAAGAAAGGAGAAGCAACACUGGCAAAUAAAAACUGAAAACAAAACAAGGACAAAAAAAGCAAUGUGCUUAGUGGCUUCUCUAUAUACUUAUUUUUGAACUUAACAUGGAUGUGAAGAUGUUUGUUUUGUUUUUGUUUUGUUUUUUUCUCCAAUCCUUCUUCCCUCAAGUCAGUGGGACCAGGAAGGAUGUCAAACAUGGUAGCAAAGUGAAGGGAAAAUACAAAGAAAGAACUAACUCAACCGAUGAUGAUGUGCAGCAGGGGGGGGGAAAGACCCCCCGAAAGCGCUCAUCCUCACCCUCUUUAUCAAAGUAAAUAUCACUGUUACAUUGCAUACUUUGAAAUCUUUAGCCUUGGUGUCUGGAAACGCUCGACGUGUUUUAUGUUCUACUGGGUCCAGCAGGGAGGAUCGCCAUCUUUUUUUUUUUUUUCUUCGUCCUUUUUCUCCUUUUUUUUUUUUUUUUCUCGUCUUCUUUCUAUUGGAGGCCCUGCCAACCUGUGUGAUAGUGUGGCCACUGAGUGCCUGCCUGCUGCAGAGUGCAGUGCUCUGCAGCAGCCCCUCAUCCCCGCCCUCCCUCCCUCCGCUCCAACUCGCUCGCUGCCUCCCUGCGGAUCCCUACAGAGACUGGCUUCCCUCCCCUCCCUCCUCCUCCUCCUCGGCCUCCAGGCCAAGAGCAGCUCUUUCAGAACUGGCCCACCUGUAUUAAAUUUACUACUACUGCUGCGCCAGAGUCUGUCCUCAGCAACUCCACUCUCUCUCUCUUUCUCUCUCUCUCUCUCUCUCUCUGUCUCUCUCCUGCAAGGAUCACUUUAGCCAGAGAUGGAGGCAUUUGAUGUGUUUUUGUUUUGUUUUUUUUUCACUUAUGAAAUUGCCAGUGAGCAUUUUUAUUUUUUAUUUUAUUGUUGUCAUGAAGUUUGCUGAUAUUGUUGCUGUUAUCAUUGAUGAUAUAGAUAAUGAUUGUUUUCUGAUGAUGACGAUUUCAUGGCUUUUUUUAAAUACUGGUCGUUAUGCAGUGUUCAGCUUCUCUCCUGCCCCUCCCGCCUGCCUCCCAAGGCAGAAGCAGUGCGUUGUUUAGAGGUACGCCUCAGCCGUUGCAGCAAGGCCACACGAGACACUGCAGAUCUCAGUAGAAAAAGGCCGGUAGGGGAGCUCAUUUAUGUUGGGGGGGGUUGUUUCGAGUUGGACAGAGUUAAAUCAAGUGGGGAAAGUGUAGUCAGAGGUUCUCCAGGAUAGUGAGCCAACUUCCUUUUGUCCAUCCUGGGGCACCGACCUCCACUCCAUGUUGUCUCAUAUCACACACAUCCUUUAUAGUGUUGAUGGGCCUCACUCACUGGUGCUUUAUGUUUAACUCUGGGAGCACUCAGUUACACUUAGAACCACCUCAACUGAUAACAGCCUUCCAUUUCUAUGCAAAGACAAGGAGGUGUUCGCUCACAGCCAUCUAGAAGAUCAUAGCCAUCCCUCACAUCUACAUCUUCACUUAUCUCUCAACCUUUACUACCAGGCAGCUUCCCUUGAGAAAAAAAAAAAACCCUUGAUAAAAUGAAAGGGACACUGAAAGAGCUUCACUUCAAGUGUUUAGUCUCCCACUGUGUGGACAGAGCUACUAGAUGACACUAAAUGACCUGCUGGAGGCACUAAUGGUUGGCAAACAGUCACCUCUUCAGUCUUGUGCCAACUGAUCUACAAAUAUCUACUUCCACCUUUGCCAUAUCAUCAUUUAUCUUUAGCGUGAUGAGACUUAAGUUUCUUUUAUUGCCGCAGCUGUAGGAGGCUUGAGGAGUAGAAGGGCAGGACAGAUGAAUGGUGCUGGUCUUUCACCAACAGGGGGACUGGAAAUGUAGUGGAGGCUGCAGGAGGAUGAGGGGGUGCUCCCUGUAUGUGUCUGUGCACUGUUUAUGGGUCACAUCGGGUACAUCUCUUUUUAAAAAACCAAAAACAUCUUUUUCUUUAUCAUCAAGGUUUUCGCAAAAACUAGAAACUACAAAAAAAAAGAAGAAAAAAAAAAGUAUGUUUCAGCUGUGCACUCCGAGGCUGAGAUGCCUGUGUUCUGUUUCUCUGCAAGCUGCCGCCUUCGAACCCCAUCUGGGCUCAUCCUCUGGGUCACAUGUGGGGAAGCUGUAUCCAGGUGAUUACAACCUGCAACCUGAAGGUCGCGCCAGCCAAUAUGUAACAGGUCAUUUCUGCACAUCUGGCUUUUUGGGGGGGGGUCAGGGUCCAUGCAGGGACCCUCAGCGUAUCAGCAGAAAUAGGGACACACCUCAAGUUUGGUACCAAGUCUUAAAACUUUUGGGAUUUGCCCUCUUCCAGAGUCGCUUCAGACUCGCAUCAUUCAACAAAACAAUCACUAUUGCCUGUGUUGUCUGUUUGCGUGUUUGUUUGUUCUUGAAAACCUGCAUUUACUCCACACUGGACAUGAAUCAAGGAACUGGCGUUUAAAAGCGGGGAGUCGAAUAGAGUGGAAGAACGGGUGAGCGGGACGGGGGUCGGGUCUCAGAUGUGCCCUGGAUUUCUUGGCGCAGCACCAGCACUGAGAGCCCCGGCACCUCCAACACUCUUCGCCUGCACUCUUAUCUACCUGUCUAGUGUUGGAAAUCAGAUGCUUUCCCUUUUUUUUUUUUUUUUUUUAAAGUCACACAGACUCAAAGGCAACUGGAGUUCAAGCAAAGUAUGCUUCUCAAUCAUGGAUCAGACAAGGGUGUGGGGCAGGGGCCCCAAAAAGAGUUGAAUUAGCAAAUCUCUCUUUAAAAAACAAAAAAAAAAACAAAGGCCUGGGUUGAAUAUGCACAUGCUAGUUCAUACACAGUAUACAACCAAGAGUACAUAAUGGGUGUAUGUGUGUGUAUAUGGCUAGAUCUCUGUUUUCCACUUAGCCUAAGCCCCCUCCCUGCCCUGCCUUCAGCCCUUAACCCUGUGUAUCCUCCUCAACAUUAUAUUUCCCAGAAGACAAGAUCAUAAACAUAUCAGAGUAAUACAAAAUAAUGAAAACAAAUACUUGAAUCAAAAGAAGCGCCAAUAAUGUAAUGUGAACACUUUUUGUAGUGGUUUUUUGUCUCAUUCAUAAACUUCAGAGAUUUUUGAUAGCAUCGGGUUCAGAGUGAAUUAAAUUUAAAAAAAAUACGAGUGUUGUUGAAAACAAAGAUCGAUUAUAAAGGCAAAUUUACAUCUGUUGUAUUUGAGUGUUUGCACAAGGCUGCUUGUACUGUAUGUUGUUUGAAUGACUGUUCAGUGUGUGUGAGGUGAAAAUAUGUAUGAGAGCUUGUGAUUACAGCGGAGGAAUUUCCGCCUUGUGAUUCUUUUCAAUUCAGUAUACUUUUGUUGUUGAUUUUGUUUUUUGUUUUUUUUUCUUUUUGCUUGUCAAAAAUAUAUUCUGAUGUUAAUUGUUACUAGCCUCUAGCGUUGCACUGAGUGUCGGCCUCACCCCUCAUCCAGCUAAACGAACAACAUGAUACAAGUACUGAGGGGAGACGGGGACAGUUCAUGUGUAAAUGUUUACUCAAGGACUAAAAUAAGUGUGUUUUUAAAAAUGUAAUGUUUAUCUACCUUAGUGGCUUUCAUUGUGGAAUAAUCCAAGAAAGUAUGGAUCAUAAUUGAGUAUUGCACCAUUUUUCAGACUGUAAACCUAAAAAAAAAAUGAAAAAAAAAGAAAAAAAAAUCACAUAUGUAUAAAAAAAAUGCAGCAAAAAAAAGUAUUUUGCAGACCUGUGGCCAUAGAUUGGGUAGAAGGACUUUAGCUCUCCCAAAUCUGAGCAAUGGAGAGAGUGAAGGACAAGACAUCAGACUGAGCCUUGGCUUCUAGGGCUCACUUCAGAGGUGCCUACCUUUUUGGUUUGUUAGCUUUCGUUCUGUUUUCACUUAAGUUCAAUUCACUCAUGUUGUCAUUUUUUUUUUCUCUGCAAGGCCACUGACAGUUUACAAACACUUUGUUUUUUUCUGGAGUUCAGAAAAAAAGAGAAAAAAAAAUCAGCAACACAAAAGAAUUAAACCAUGGGAAUGUUGGAAAAAAGAAAAAAAAAGGACAAAUGCUUCCAUUUUUAAAGAAAAGAAAAAGUGCAACACUUCACAGAAUGAAGAUUUAUUGUGCUACUUUCAGAACUCUGGGAUUGAACAGUGUUGUCUCGUUCUGUUUAACCUUCUUUGUUCUGUGUUUAAUGUUGAUUUCAUGGACUAUCUGAAGCCUGUAUGUUUUAUGUUUGAUUAUAUUUUUUUCCUUUAUAGAAAAACAAACAAAAAAA